AUGGCGCACUCUGAGCUGUUUGUGACAAGAGCGCCCCCUGUGGAGGGGAAAGCAGUGGAGCUGGAUGUUCUCAGCUUCCUGGAUUCUUUUGGGGAAGAAAACAGCACUGCGGAGAGAUGCUACCGCUCACACUCCCACAGCAGCGUCCUCCAGGGUCUGCCGUUUGGAGGAGUUCCCACGGUCCUUGCCAUCAAUGUCGUGCUCUGGAUGUUCCUGUUGCUCAUCUUCUCCUGUCUGAGGAAGGCUGCAUGGGACUAUGGCCGCCUGGCUCUGCUGAUGGAGAAUGACAGUCUCACAUCCCUGUUUUAUGGAGAACCAAGUGAGAAAGAGAAGUCUCCAUCAGAGUCCAGCCCCUCUGACUCUGAGACCAAGGACAUGGGCUUCUGCACAUGGCUGUCAUCACUUUACCAUAUGAAGGAUGAUGAGAUCCGUAGCAAAUGCGGCAUUGAUGCGGUCACAUACCUGUCCUUCCAGCGCCACAUCAUCCUGCUCAUGACAGUGGUUUGCCUGCUGUCUUUGGCCGUAAUCCUGCCCAUCAACUUUUCCGGGAAACUCCUGGGGGACAGUCCUGAAAACUUUGGAAGAACAACACUGGCUAAUGUAAGCGCAAAGGACAGCUUUCUGUGGCUCCACAGCAUCUUGGCUCUGAUCUACUUCAUUAUCACGUCGCUGUGCAUGGCUCACCACUUGAUACGGCUGGAGUACCGAGAAGAUGAGAAGGUAGCCAGGACACUGAUGAUUACCUCCAUACCAAGAGAGAUCUCUGACCCAGGACUCAUCACCAAACACUUCCAUGAGGCCUACCCCAGCUGUACUGUCACCGAUAUCCGAUUCUGCUUUGAUGUCCACAAGCUGAUGAGGCUGGACUUAGAAAGACGCAAGGCAAUGAAAGGCCGGCUGUAUUUUGCAACAAAGGCCCAAAAGGAGGGGAAGAUCAUGAUCAAGACCCAUCCAUGUGCUCAGAUAUUCUGCUGCGACAUCUGUGGCUUUGAAAAGGUGGAUGCAGAACAAUACUACAGCGAGUUAGAAGAAAAGCGGACGGACGAGUUUAAUGCUGAGAAGAACCGAAUCUCCAUGAAGAGGCUGGGAAUUGCCUUUGUGACUUUUCGUGAUGAGAGGAUGACUGCUGUCAUUGUGAAGGACUAUGGCUGUGUACGCUGCCGUCGCAGACCCCAGCAGUCCAGCAUCACCACUGUGGUGCAGUCGCACAAAUGGGGGAUCACCUACGCACCUGCUCCCAGUGAUAUCAUCUGGGAAAACCUGUCAGUGUGCGGCUCUCGCUGGUGGCUCCGAUGCGUCCUCCUCAACAUCCUCCUCUUCCUGCUGCUCUUCUUCCUCACCACUCCCGCCAUUAUCGUCAACACAAUGGACAAGUUCAAUGUCACGAGGCCUGUGGACAGCCUGCAGAGCCCUGUCAUUACCCAGUUCUUCCCAACCCUCCUGCUGUGGGCGUUUUCGGUACUCCUACCCUUCAUCGUCUACUACUCAGCCUUCUUUGAGUCCCACUGGACCAGAUCUGGUGAGAACCAAGUAACGAUGCACAAGUGUUUUUUCCUGCUGGUCUUCAUGGUCAUCAUCCUGCCUUCACUUGGUCUGUCCAGUCUGGACCUGUUCUUCACAUGGCUCUUCGAUGUCAACUUCCUGGAAGAAAAGGAGGUCAAAUUCCAGUGUGUGUUUCUUCCUGACAACGGUGCAUUCUUUGUGAACUAUGUGAUUACAUCCAGUCUGAUUGGCACAUCUAUGGAGCUGCUUCGCAUCCCAGCACUCACAGUGUAUGCCCUCCGCCUCUGCUUCGCCAAGUCCCAGGCUGAGCGCAUCCAUGUCAAACGGAGCCAGGCCUAUGAGUUCCAGUUUGGCCUUGAGUACGCCUGGACCAUGUGCAUCUUUGCAGUCAGUAUGACCUACAGCAUCACAUGUCCCAUCAUUACACCCUUUGGUCUGCUCUAUGUGAUUCUGAAGCACAUGGUCGACCGAUACAACAUCUACUAUGCAUACGUUCCCACUAAACUCAGCCAACGGAUCCACAGAGCAGCCAUCAGCCAGGUCAUCCUGGCUCCCAUCCUCUGCAUGUUCUGGUUGCUCUUCUUUUCAAUGCUCAGAUUAGGUCCAGUGCAUCCCAUAACUCUCUUCACCUUAGUGUCCCUGCUCUCCUGCAUUGCCUUUUCCCUCUUCCGCUUGUGCCUUAGGAAGCAACCAGACAAGUCGACAAGUUACCAGAUGUCUGAUCAGCCAGCAGAGGGGACGUUUACUGACGGAGACAGGAGUACUGUAACAUCCACCACUGCCUCCAAUCUGUUUGUGGCGUCCGUGCUGCUGGAGCCAGAGCUGGCUUUGACUCCCAUGCCGUCCCCGGCUCACCACAGCUACGGCGCCAUGGCCAGCUCCCAGAGUUCAAGCCACGGCGCGGCGGAGGAAGAGGAGUGUGAGGAAGGUCACGCCCAGACCCAUGAGACUGAACUCAAAGACCCCCCAGACCGCUACUGCUCCAGCCCACUCAUGGACAGCCCAGUAGGCUUCCAGUAACACCAAAUCCCC
Anoplopoma fimbria (sablefish) is the source of this 2535-nucleotide messenger RNA. It is a transcript of the gene tmem63c, whose product is annotated as transmembrane protein 63C. Lineage: Eukaryota; Metazoa; Chordata; Actinopteri; Perciformes; Anoplopomatidae. Gene Ontology annotation, molecular function: calcium-activated cation channel activity. Bases 1 to 2523 code for a protein of 840 amino acids. The transcript has 22 exons. The record is from RefSeq and is a predicted model, not a curated record. Gene Ontology annotation, cellular component: plasma membrane.